This is a messenger RNA of Alligator sinensis (Chinese alligator), 12249 nucleotides long. It is a transcript of the gene MTMR3, whose product is annotated as myotubularin related protein 3. The record is from RefSeq and is a predicted model, not a curated record. NCBI's taxonomy places the organism in Eukaryota, Metazoa, Chordata, Crocodylia, Alligatoridae. Gene Ontology annotation, biological process: regulation of autophagy; dephosphorylation. The coding region runs from base 187 to 3861 and encodes 1224 amino acids. The transcript has 22 exons. Gene Ontology annotation, molecular function: phosphatidylinositol-3,5-bisphosphate 3-phosphatase activity; metal ion binding; phosphatidylinositol-3-phosphate phosphatase activity.
GUUUGCCUAAUGGAAAGCAGGAAAACAAGCAUUCAGUGUGAAGUACCAGAAGAUCAACCUCUGAAACUUGCUGGGACAAAGAAGAUUCUUCUGUUAUCUAUUACUACUUGCUUUUAAUAUUACAUAAAGAAGAUCCUUGGUGUGUUGUGAGCAGGCGAGGAUUUCUCCUCCUACUGUGGGCCUGUCAUGGAUGAAGAAACUCAGCACAGCCUUGAAUGCAUCCAGGCUAAUCAAAUCUUUCCCAGAAAACAGCUGAUCCGUGAGGAUGAGAACCUGCAGGUCCCCUUCAUUGAGCUUCAUGGUGAGAGCACAGAGUACGUGGGACGAGCAGAAGAUGCCAUCAUUGCACUUUCUAAUUACAGACUUCACAUCAAGUUCAAGGAGUCUGUUGUGAAUACUCUCUGUCAAUCCGAUGCUUGUGAAAUCUCAGUUCCAUUACAGCUUAUAGAAAGCGUUGAAUGCCGGGAUAUCUUUCAGCUUCAUUUGACUUGCAAAGACUGCAAGGUUAUCAGGUGUCAGUUCUCUACGUUUGAGCAGUGUCAGGAGUGGCUUAAGCGACUGAACAAUGCCAUUCGCCCUCCUUCGAAGAUAGAAGAUCUUUUUUCGUUUGCAUACCAUGCUUGGUGUAUGGAAGUGUAUGCCAGUGAAAAAGAACAGCAUGGGGAUUUGUGCCGGCCAGGGGAGCAUGUAACAUCAAGGUUUAAAAAUGAAGUUGAACGCAUGGGUUUUGAUAUGAACAAUGCCUGGAGGAUCUCCAACAUCAAUGAAAAGUAUAAGCUUUGUGGUAGCUACCCACAGGAGAUUAUAGUUCCUGUUUGGAUCACGGAUAAGGAACUGGAGAGUGUGGCAGGCUUUCGUUCCUGGAAACGUAUCCCUGCUGUAGUUUACAGGCACCAGAGUAAUGGGGCAGUGAUUUCCCGUUGCGGACAGCCUGAGGUCAGUUGGUGGGGCUGGAGGAAUGCAGACGAUGAACACCUUGUCCAGUCAGUGGCCAAAGCCUGUGCCUCAGAUUCUAGAUCUAACAGCAACAAAUUAAUAAAUGGAAACUGUUCCAGAGAUUUCUCUAAUGGAGGGGACCUCUCCGACGUUGAAUUUGAUUCUUCAAUCUCUAAUGCUUCAGGAGCAGAGAGUUUGGCCAUCCAGCCUCAAAAGCUCUUAAUUUUGGAUGCACGAUCAUAUGCAGCUGCUGUAGCUAACAGAGCCAAAGGGGGAGGCUGUGAGUGCCCAGAAUAUUAUCCAAACUGUGAGGUGGUGUUCAUGGGGAUGGCAAAUAUCCAUUCUAUCCGGAAAAGCUUUCAGUCAUUGCGUUUGCUCUGCACACAGAUGCCAGACCCAGGAAAUUGGCUGUCAGCACUGGAAAGUACUAAAUGGCUGCAGCACUUGUCUGUGCUUCUGAAAUCUGCUCUAUUGGUAGUACAUGCUGUGGACAGAGAUCAGAGGCCUGUCUUGGUGCACUGUUCAGAUGGCUGGGAUCGAACACCUCAGAUAGUGGCACUGGCCAAAUUGCUGCUGGAUCCAUAUUACCGGACCAUUGAGGGCUUCCAGGUGCUAGUGGAGAUGGAGUGGCUUGAUUUCGGCCACAAGUUUGCAGAUCGCUGUGGCCAUGGUGAGAAUUCGGAUGACCUAAAUGAACGCUGCCCGGUGUUUUUACAGUGGUUGGACUGCGUCCAUCAGCUCCAGAGGCAGUUUCCUUGCUCUUUCGAGUUUAACGAAGCAUUCCUUGUCAAAUUGGUGCAGCACACCUAUUCUUGCCUCUUUGGUACAUUCCUGUGCAACAAUGCGAAGGAGAGAGGAGAAAAACACACUCAGGAACGGACUUGUUCUGUUUGGUCUCUGCUGCGGGCAGCAAACAAAGCCUUCAAAAACCUGCUUUACUCCUCCCAGUCAGAAUCUGUGCUGUAUCCUGUGUGCCAUGUGCGUAAUUUAAUGCUCUGGAAUGCUGUUUACCUGCCAUGUUCUUCCCCUUCAACCCCUGCUGAUGAUACUUGUGCCCCUUACCCUGUUCCAGGCUCCAGCCCUGAAGAUCAGCCUCUGGGCAGGCUACCAAAGACGAGAUCAUUUGACAAUCUGACAACAGCCUGUGACAGCAAUGUGCCUACAAACAACCGACGUAGUAGUGAUCCCAGCCUAAACGAAAAAUGGCAAGAGCACCGCAGGUCCCUGGAGCUGAGCAGUCUUGGCAAUCCAGGGGAUGAUCCAUUUGAUGGAGACAGCUUGAGCAAACAAUGCAGAGCUCCAGUUGGAGCAGAACUUUCAGUUGCAGCUGGUGUGGCAGAGGGACAGAUGGAAAACAUUUUGCAGGAGGCCACCAAAGAAGAUGUUGGUUUGGAGGAGCUCUUGAGAGGCACACUGGGAUCAACAGGUAAAGAGGAGGAGGAGGAGGAAGAGAUUGUCCUGGAUAAGGAGAACAGAACUGAAAACCUGUGUGUUCAUGUUGAUGGCUUCUAUAAAAAGUCUGAGAGAGAUCCAGCUACAAUAAUGAACAAUCCAGUGCCCAAUCCACAUCCAGAUUCACAAGGUGCUUCUGAGUUUAAAGGGCAACAGAAUGAAUAUAUUGAUCUCAGUAACAAUAUCCAGAAGUUGCCUCAAGUGAAAGGACUACAAACUGUUACAGAGAGUACUGUAAGUAGUGAUAUUCAGAACAACAUAGAAGAAGGUGUUAGUAGGCUGCAGAUGGAAACAGAGAGUCACUAUAGUACACCACAGCCCAGCCCUCCAUUACCCAUCACAAUCCAUGAUGCAAGAACAUCCAAUAUUGAAAGUUCUACUGAAACCUUAACAGAAAACGAAGGAAAGCAAGACCUAAUGCAGAAAGGUCCUUGCCACAGACCUCAUCUGAUAGACAACAGUGCUGUGGAGCAUUCUGAAACUGCUGAAUAUAGGCCAGAAGGGGAAAGCAUGCUAGAACUGCACAAAACAGGAACAAAAGUAAACAGGACUUCUAACAGAAAUAAUACUUACAGCCUAAUGCCUUCCCCUUGUGCCUUGCCUUUAGCUGAAAGUAAAGAGGAGAUUGUAUGUAAUGGAGAGCCAGAAACUGAGAACAAGGUGACAGAGAAACCUGCAGGGUUUAAUAUUACCCAGAAAUACCCUGCAGCAAACGGACAUUGUGUUAAUGGAGAGGAUGGUAAGAGCAAAGCCUCCUUGAGCCGGCAGGUCUCCACAGCAAGUUGUAGUUCAGCCCAGUUUCAUUUGAGGAAUUUGCACCACAAGUGGGUACCGAGCCCUGCUGGUCGGCAGCUGACAGCCAGCAGUCCAGACCAACCUGCCAGGAGCCACCUGGAUGAUGAUGGAAUGCCAGUCUACACGGACGUUAUCCAGCAGCGCCUGCGCCAGAUUGAAACUGGUCAUCAGCAAGAAGUGGAGACUUUGAAAAAGCAGGUGCAAGAGCUGAAGAGUCGUUUGGAGAGCCAGUACCUCAACAGUUCGCUACGCUUCAAUGGGGAUUAUGGGGAUGAAGUGACUUCAAUACCCGACUCGGAAAGCAAUCUGGAUCAGAACUGCUUGUCUCGCUGCAGCACAGAGAUUUUCUCUGAAGCCAGCUGGGAGCAGGUGGAUAAACAGGACACAGAGGUAACACGAUGGCUUCCAGACCACCUAGCUGCCCAUUGCUAUGGUUGUGACAGUACAUUUUGGCUUGCCAGCAGGAAGCACCACUGCAGGGACAUUGAACGUGUUGAUCAAACCUGGAAUUGUGGGAAUGUCUUUUGUUCCAGUUGCUGUAACCAGAAGGUGCCAGUUCCUAGUCAACAGCUCUUUGAACCCAGCAGAGUCUGCAAAUCUUGCUACAGCAGCUUGCACCCCAGUUGUUCCAGCCUUGACCUUGAACUGGAUAAACCCAUCACUGCCACUUCAAAUUAAAGCUCCAGCCUGGAAGGAAUGGGAGAGAGAGACAGUGCUAAUCUUCCCCUACGCGGACCCGCACAUGCUUGGUGAACUGAUGCUGGUAGGACUGGAGAAGCCGUGCACUUUGGAGUUUGAGGCAUGGAACACUGCUCGGAGGGCCAGAGCUCUAGGACGUACCACUGGAUUGUGGGACUCUACUUUUCCAUCUAUUCCCCCCCUUUCCUUUUUAUCUUGUUUGUGUGUACAUAUAUAUAUAAUAUAUAUAUAUAUAUUUUUUUUUUUUUUUGGUUUGCUGGAAGACUGUAGAGUGGGAAAGGAGGCUGGGUCCAGAGCCAGGUCUCCCUGAUGCUUUUGGCACUCCCAUUUCUGUGUUGAAGACAGACUUCUCCUUUUUAUGGAGGAAAGGAGAGGAGGGGAAUCAGUCCAGAGAUGGCGUGCAGAGCGUGAAUACCUGUAGCGUCAGUGCUAGUGCUUUCAGUCACUCCUGUUACUUCCAAACAAGAAACUGCUGUUUGGGAAACUGUUGCUGCUAGAAGAAAUGGGAAUCUCUUUCCCAAGAGAGCACUCUCCCUCUCUGUUCUUAGAGUGGGUUUAGUUAUCCUCCCUGCGUGAAAGGGGAAUCAAUCACAGAUUUCCAUACUCAGUGGCUCUGUACAUACUUAUUAUAUAAUCCAUGUGUUAUUGCCAUUAGCCAAGUUGGCCGUUAUUUUGAGUGGAAACAUCUGGACACCUUCGACUAAGGAAAGUGUGCGCUUGUUUGAGGGAAGUGAGAAGGAAAGGGAUUGAACAGACUGCUUGUUUGGGGCUGGUUUUACACUGGCAUCUCUAUGUAAGAUUCUGUAAAUGCAAUUUAUUUAAAAAACAAAAAAAAGGGGGUGAUGUCCGGGAAAUUAGAAGGCUUUUAAACGUCUACCCUUGCUCCAUUUUUAGGAUGGUUUACGCAGAAGGCAGAGCUGUUUCACUAAUAGUACAUUCAUAUGGUUCCUAUAAACAUAGGAUGAAUAUCAUACUGUAGAUCAGACUCACACUUUAAUGAGAUAACCCAAAGCAACUAAAGGACAGCUGUGAUAUGCUAACUAAAUGUCAUUACCCUCAGACUGUCAGCCAGUAAAAGGUAGCGUACUGCCUCUGGUAUCAUCUGUGAAACAUUUCCUUCUCUUCAUUCUGCGGUCUGCAUACCCCAGACAUGAAAAUCCUGACCAAGGGCCCUAUCCAGAAUAAAACAAAUCAUGGAUUUUUCCAUGCUUUUAUAAGUCACCUCAGUAAAGUGUGAGUCUCUCUAACAGAGAACUUUUUAUGCCUAGGUCUCUUUUCCUUUUGAUAAACACUGCUUAGUGCAGUUUGGAGAAGAAAGGUACAUUAUAACGUUCUGUUUCAUGAUUUAUUGUACAAAUUUAAGUUGUGACAGCUUCUGGUUCUGAUGUUCUCAAAAAGAACAAAUCCCAUUGAAGUAUUUGAAAGUUGUUAGUAUGAAAGUGCAAGGAAUUAUAAUGGAUCUUGGGCAAGAUGGAUACUCGCUGGUAGUGAAGCAUCAAAACAUCACCUAGAGUGAAGUUCUCACAGAGAGAAUGUCUGGUAGCACCUAAUGGGAAAGAAGUGUCAAGGCCUUUUACUUUUGACAUCUGAACUUUCCACACUCUUUGAGAAAGAAGCAUAAACUGCUGUAGAGUUAAGCUAAAGAUUCACAAGACAAACAUGAAUGUUCCAAGCUGUUUCACAUAGCAGCCUAUGUACUUAAAUUACAAAGGGGCUGCUAACAAGGCUCCUUGAGUUCUUCCCUGGUACAUGCUUUGAAACACUUUCAAAUCAUCGGUAGGGAAGAGCAGACAGAAAGAUAGGGUCUCCAGUUUGAGUUGCAUCUAGAAUCAAUUGUUCCCGGAACUGCUCUAGACGUUAGAGUUUCAGGUAAAACAGAGAAAGUUGGAACAGGAGCCAGAGUAAUACACAGCUCCUAUCACUCUGGCUUUUCCAUUGAGGUUGUGAUUAGAAGUCUGAUUUUAGGGGACAUGGUAUAGUUCUGCACACUAAUAUUGUGUGGUUUUGUGGUGCAAAUAGACAGUCAAAACUAAGUCUAAGAUUCUGCAGUUCCUAAUGACAGGUGCCAAGAGGUUAUGAUACGGGUUUUUUGGGUCUGUGAUGUAUAGUGUGAAUAAAUGCUUGCAGCUCUUAGUCUUUUUUGAUCAAUGAAGCACUUUUUUAUUAAUAUUAUUUUUCUUUUUAUGUAAAGGAGGAACUGAUAUCUCUCCAUAGCUGUAUAUAUAACCCUUCUCUCCUAAAGAGAGUAAAGUGCUCCUAUAUUUUUCAUUUUUGUCAAAGCAAGAAGUAAAUACUUUAGAAUUGUUGAAUAUAUAAAUAAAAGUGAAUAAAAUUUAGAGUUUUGCAUGGGAGCAUUUGCUAACACACUUUCUAUUUUUUUAUUUUACCUUCCUGUCCUUCUUAGGCGAAAUAUUUGAGGUUCAACAGAGACAUUGAUGCCUUUGAUAAAAAAGACUGAAAGCCUCCUCUUGCUUUCUUUUCCACUGUGUGUCUUUGCAAGGAACAUGCGCAUAUUUUUUUAGAAGAAAAAAAUAUAUAUUAUGGUUGGUUUUACUGGUAUUAGAAUCCCAGCCAGGUUGUGGGGGGAAGGGGACAUAAAAUUAGCAGCAUCAGGUACUUUUCUGUAACAAUCAAUGCAGUUUUCCUUUGAACAGAAAAACUGGGUGUUAAGAGAGUUUGAUCUUCCUUUGUACCUCAGAUUUUUCUUCCCUUGCGCUGACCAUCAGAUUUCAAAGCUUGAUCUAAUGAUUACCCCAAACAUGCUGAAACGGCACAGGUCACCAGACCUCAUCCCAGGCGUCAGUACAGUUUGGAAAAGGGAGUUCUGCAUAUGUCCACCAUCUGCAGCAAACAAAGUGUCAGUAUUCACUGUAAGAUAAUGCUGGUGAAGAACUUGAAGCCCAGUUCUGAUUUGCAUGAUUUCUGCCUUAUUUUCAGUGCUUUAUGGAGAAGCCAGGGGUCUUUGGGAACAAACCAAAUUCACUCAGGUUUAAUGAUGAAAACUCUUAUAAUCUCAAGCUGGACAACUCUACUAGUUCUUCUGAAAAACCUCACCUGCAUAAGGGUCUACUUCUCUUAGAGCUGCUAGUUUGUUUCAGUAACGUUACUUCAUGUCCACACCUGUCCACUUCCCAUCACACAACCUUGUGGCUUCUUUUAUUAAUUUUUUUACUUCAGUAUUUUAUGUCAGGAAUUUUGUACUGAGCUCUCUGGGUGAUUGAACAAUUCUCUAAGAAUCUCUUGCUUAUUUUGGCACAGCCCUAUUCUAGCCCCAAAGUGUGGUGCACAGCUAUUUUACAAUCUUACUGCAUUUUUCUUUAAAAAUUAAAUAAUACUGCCGAUUCUUGAGAGAGCUGUGAUCACGGCCAGUGGUUCUCUCUCUCAGCUUCAAGAACAAAAUAAAAAAAAAUCCCAUCUAAUGUUGUGCACUGUUAAGAAUGAGUAGGGGGACAUUCAGGGUAAUCGUCAGUUAUACACUAGCAUAAUGUGACUUUAGAUAGCUCCUUUCAUACCUGAGUUAUUUCAAAGUGCUUUUCCACUAACUCAUUAUUCUGUAAUACAAUGAUUGUAGGCUUCAUCUGUGCAUCAGCAUCUCUGGCCUCAAAUAUGACACAUGCUAUCAUUGAAAGCUGCUCUAUUAUGAAUGGGCUAUUGAGCAGGAAACUGGGAUUAUCCCCAUCUAUUGCCAGAAAGAUCUGAUGUUUAAUUUCCUCCUGGAGUUACUCUAGUAUUGAACAGCAAAGGUUUUCAAUUUGAAGAACCCAAAGGGACCGCCCUUCUAACAGGUCAGCAGUCCCUUUGAGUGCAUUGCAUUGCUGAUGUUUAGGAGUCUAUGUCCAAGGGAUCAGUUGUACCUAAAAAAUAUUUGUUCCUCUUCUUUGAUGGAGCUGGUAAAUACCUUAAAAUUGCAAAAGUACAGUUGCUAUUGUAAAAUACAACUUCAGUGCUGCCUUACCUGCUGUGCACUCCUCUUCAAAUGAUGUUCAAAUAGCCUUUGAAGCACCACUUGUGAAGAGACUAGCUGUUCACCGGUGGUUUAAGGAAAAGGCUGUCUUAUGGAGUCAAAAAACUGCACAUGAAAUAACCUAAGUAUGCUUACAGCUGGGCAGUGGUUGUCCCAACAACCAUUAGAACAGAGUUAAUGAACAGGUGCCAUUCUGAUGGGGAUGGGAACUGAUCAGUUAUUCACACCUUGAGUUGACAGUCAACAGAUGAAGUAUUCUGGUGGUAGUGUGAGUGGCAAUAAGUCAUGAGUGCUUCACCUGAGGGGUCAAGAACAGGUUAGCAGUUGGUAAAAAAAAGAAGGAAGAACUCAGGCUUCAGUAUGUAGGAACGUAGCAUGGUUCAAAACUGCCACCUUAAGCUGUUUUGUGGGGCUGUUAAAAAGCAGUAACCAUGUGCAAGUGUGCUGAGCUGAUUCAGUCAUGUAGAGGAGCUUGGGGGUGCAGAUGCCUGCUUACCUUUUUGACAGAUCCUGCAUUCCUGUAGGCUCCUCAUUGGGAUGAUAAGCUAAGAGAACUAUCAGUGUCCCUCCACAGUUCAUUAAAGGAUCAGGCUAUAACUGGCUCUUUUGAAGGAGGUGUACAAACCACUGCUGCAAAUAUUGCUGCAUGGAAGUCAGUUCACUCAUGGUUUUGGUUCAUAUUCAGGUUCUGAAUCAGGAUCUACAUUGUCUCUAAAGCCAUCAUCAGCUGUAUCACCCAGAAGAGGUUGCUUAUCGCUGCUAUUUAGCAAGGCACAUAGAAUCAUUAUUUUUGGCUAAAAAGGGCAAGCAGCAUUUUAGACUCUUUUCUCUAGGUUGAACAAUGGGGAGGAGUGUAGCUCUGGUUCAUAGAAAUACCGAAUGGAAGCAUGUGUUUGGAGUUACAUAGAUGCUUUUGUUUAGGUUGUUUUAAGGGACAGCUUGGUAAUUCUGCUGUGGGCAGUUUCAGUCCUUUACAACCACAAAACCUGUUGGAGCAGCACAGAGGAUCUAAAUAUACAGCCAAAAUCUAGCCCAAGGUGCAUGAAAUUGUAGUUUAUCCACAGCUUUCUCUACACUAUAUAGCCUAACCUGGCUCUCUGGCUAAGUGGGAAUCCACCAGCACAACCAAGAGGUAACAGAUGCUGAACUAUAAAUUUUAAUACAGCCAUGACGCUACCCACAUUUGUCUGUCUUUGUUUUUUGCACACUGUGGACAUCCCAUUUCCUGGACAGAUAAAUAAUGAUUCUCCAUCCCUUCAUUUUAUGCUCACAGUAUAGGCUCUAGUCCUCAGAUUGUUGCAUUUGAGGGUUUCAUGAUUAACAGAGCCUUUGGACUUUCAAAUUUUUGAAAUGCUGCUAAACUUACCUUACUAUUUAACAAGUAUACGUUUUGAGGGUUUUUCUUUUUUCUUUUUUUUUUCUUUCUUUUUUUUUUUUUUUUGUUUUACCUAUUUCCCAGAGUUAUCUUAUUAAAUGAAUUAUCUUGCAGUGGUCACAGGUGAUGCAUUUGAUUGUACCUUUUUGGUGGAAUUUGUAUUAAAAUGGCAUCUGACUAAUUACUUCAAGAACAUUAAGUGUUUCAAAACAUGCAGACCUAUGAGACCAGAGAGCUGUUUAUCAGCAGUAUAAAUUGUUAGACCCUAGUGCUUACUUGUUUGUAACAGCAUUUAUUCUGCUGUAGCCUCAGAGUGAAUAUUUAGAUCUUAAUAAAUUUGUCUUUUUCAUACACAGUGACAGUUUUACAGUCCAUUGUGUUUUGUACCAGUGUCUACUUAGGGCUCCCAGUUUAUGAUGUUUCUUCCUAGGCAAAUUAUAGCUCAUACAGAUAAUUGGCAGAAGACUGGGCUUAACAGGGCUUAGCCUCCUCAAUGCAGCUCCACUGCUCCACCGUGAUGCCGUAGCGCUGCACCCAGCACCCCCAGCAUGCACUGGCACCAUAACAGCCCUACAGAAGGGAGGGAUGGCCCCGCACUGCCCUGCACCACUCUGCACUGUCCCCUGCACCCUUGGCCCCCCCCCAAAUAAGAUUCUCUCUCGCCACCACUGCUCAAACAUUAGGCAAAGAAAUAUUUGCAGUGUUCAGAAAUGGGUAUUUAAUGCAUAAAAAUUGACAUGACAUCCUAAGCAUGGAGGGAUCUUCAGAGCUUGACAAAGCCCUGCCAAACACUGCAUUCCUGGAGCAAAGCUCCCAGCAGAAAUAGGGAUCUGGAUGAUCUUAGUGGCCAGAUUUUGUAUUGAAAACACCAAGGCUUACAACCUCCUGGCUAUGUUCUUUACUGACCUGUAUUGAGGCUUGGUAACAAUGAUUAACUGUGUUGAGUUCAGAGACCGGAUCGGGUGAGACAGUGAACACGCUAGAUGGAAUGUUGCUGUGAUUUCUGGACUGGGGUGAAGGCGGUGGUAGGUUAAAGUGACAUCAAAACCUCUCCUCAAGAUUACUGCCUACCCACUCUGUGAGCUAAGAUACAGUUCAAGAGCAUGUACUGGGGACUGUGCCUGCUUUGUCUCCCUAUAUGUGCUGAGUGCUGUCCGUACUUCAAAAACACCAGUGCCGCACAACGGAAACACAUUGGCCUCUUUCCUCAUUCCUUUUCCCAGAGCUAUAAAAUCAUACUUCUCUGUCAGGUUCAAAGAAAUGAUUCCCUAUUUAAAACCAUUAUGCCUUGUGUAUUUGAUCUCACUGAAAUCGGCUUUUCUUAAACAGCAGGUAUAAUAUAGCACAGAGUCAAUGCUGAUCCCUAAGUUUGACUUCUGAUACGCAGAGGGCCAGCUUCACAUAAGAGCCAGGCACCAAUGUCUAGUGUGCAGGCACCACUGAAAUCCUCACGAUUCUACUUGGUUUCUGCCUAAGCCUAUAACAUGUGUUUCUCCAUUCUUUUAUUUUAUGGAACUGUUCAGGACCCCUUCCCUGUGUAACCAUCUUCAGGAUUCUAAUUGCAGUACAGUAAUGCCCCACAAUGCAGUGCAGAUGGGAUUUACCAUGUCCAAGUUAUGCUACAGCCUUGAAAUCACGUUCUUAUGGCCAAAGCAGCUGUGGACAAUGAGUGACAAAUCACAGCCUGUGCAAGGAGUAUGUCACAGGGACAUAAGAUGGGAAAGGAAUAUGAUAAAGCUGAACAUCCAUUUUAUUUAAAACUGGGACCAUUUCUGUGUUUGGAUCAGGCUGCCACUUCAAGGUCUUUUUAAAGGCAUUGCAUACAUUUGAGCAGGUCUUUGCAGGUGAUCAUUUAAGAACAUUUUCUCCUGCAAGAGAUGCUCAAGAACAGACAUUAUAAUUGAGGUGCCGUUCAUGCCCUUGGAGUGCUGCAAGCACUAGGAAUUGCUCUAUAGCACUUUGUAGCAGAACAUGUAACAUUUGUAGUUGCAUGUAGCACUACAGGAGGUUUCUCUUGCUCUUCUGGCAUCCCCAGUCCUCUACUCUCCCCCUCUCCUCCAAGGAGGGCAGGAGAGGGAGAGCAGCAGGGCAGCAGUGAGCACUUCUCACCAUCCUACUAUGCAGGACAGUGAAGGCUCAAAGCCACCUUUGCUCCAGACUCUGGGGCAGCAGCAACCAAGCACUCCUGAUGCCUGCAGAGGUGGCAGGCAGCAAGGAGAGCUACAGCUCCCAGUCCAGAGCAGCAUCUCACAGUGACAACCCUCCUCUGUCAGCUCUGCUCCUCAGUCCCUACCACCACACUGCUGUUACCCCAGCAGCAGAGGGAGCAGCAACCACCGCUGCCCACAAUGUCAGAGACUGGCUGUUGGGUGAUCAUUGGUAGCCUGCCCAGUCCCACUUCUCUGAUGGGAGAGGGAGCAAGCAGACUGUCAGUGACAGGGCUCACUGGCAGGCUUCCCUGUAGAAGCAAGCAGGGGAAGCAGAGCAACCCCUUUCAUGCCUUGGCUAGAGAGCAUCCCUUUGUGGCAACUUUGUAGUAUUUCUGUAGAGCUACAAAGUGCUGUAGCAUCAAAGAAUCCAUUUCUAAGCACUCAGAAGAGAAGAUGGUGAUGAGGAACCAUCAGGACAGAUUUGCCAAAGACAAGUCAUGCCCGGCCAACCUGAUUGCUUUCUAUGAUGAGAUGACUGACUCUGUGGAUGUGGAAAGACCAGUGGACAUAACAUACCUUGACUUCAGGAAGGCUUUUGAUAUGAUCUCCUACAGCAUUGUUACAAGCCAGAUGAAGAAGUACAGGCUGGAUGAAUGGACUGCAAGGUGGAUAGAAAUCUGGCUGGAUUGUUGGUCUCAAUGGGUAGUUAUCAAUGGCUCAAAGUCUAGUUGGCAGCCAGUAUCAAGUGGAGUGCCCCAGGGUUUUAUUCAAUAUCGUCAUUAAUGGUCUGGAAGAUGGGAUGGAUUGCACCCUCAGCAAGUUCGCGGAUGACACAAAGCUGGGGGGAGUAGUAGAUAUGCUGGAGGGUAGGGCUAGGA